GAAAGGGGGCGGGGUUGAUUGCACCAAACGGGGGGCGACUUCAGACUUGCGUGCGCUUGUGCGGAUAUAGCACCGCGCUCUUCGCUUCGCGUCACUACCGACCCCCCCUACGCUUUUGUCUACACCUCCUUCUCUAGCUCCCCAAGACUCGCUCUCCCCUCCUCAGUUCUCCGACACCGCAGAGAGCGAAACAAUCAUGCAGUUCUACCCUCCGACCGGCGGAGGAGCCAUGAGACCCGGGCUCGAGUACGGCUACUCGGCCGCCGCCGCAAACCAGCGCAUGAACUGGCCGCCAGCUCUGCAUCCCUCCGCCGCCUGGCCAUACGACUACGCGGCGUAUUCAGCCGCGGCAGCCUACCCUGCGACCGGAACCGGGGCCUCCAGCCCGUCGGCGUACCACCUCACCUCCCCGACGGGCCUGUCUCCACACCACCAGCACCAACAGCAGGGUUCCUCCACGGACCAGAACGGAGCGACGCGGCACAACAUUGCCGACAUCCUGGGCGGACAGGCAGACAACCUCCAGAGCGAGAUCGCCAAAACGGGUGGCGCCGGCUACCAGAAGUCUCCGACCACUAGCACGGCAGCCAACAUGUUCUCUCCGACUUCGGCCACCCCGGAGCAUGUCCGUUCUCCUACCACUCCGACUCACCCGCACAGCAUGAUUUACCAUCAUCCAGGCGAGGUCCCCGCAAACUUCUACAUCCCAGCAGCCUUACCGCGCGGCAUUCCAAUUGGAUACGAUCCCCACAUGGGUGACCGUCUGCAUGACGGCGGAAUGGGCCACCCCCCUGGACUCAUCUACACCCCACCCCCUCACCCCAUCACCCCAAUCUCCCCCGACACCUUCUCUCCGAAGUCCUCCGAGGGCGAGGGAGACAAGUCGGCCAACGGAAAAGACAAGAAAGACUCCAAGAAGGGCCGAGCCACGUUCUCCGGAGACCAGAUCGGAGAACUGGAGAAGGCUUUCAACGCGACCCAGUACCUCACCACGGCGGAGCGCUCCCGGCUCGCCGACAGACUCAACCUCUCCGAGAGCCAGGUGAAGAUAUGGUUCCAGAACCGACGCACAAAGUGUCGGCGGACGGCUUGGAAGAAAAACUGAUGCACCUCUCUGGCUCCUCUCGUCUCUCUCUCUCUCUCUCUCUCACUUUCUGACCACCUUCUCUUACUCACCCUGGUCAUACAUGUUGUGCACAAAUGUAAGAAGCAAGCACCUUAUUCCUAUACUGUCACUGUAUCAUAGUUGUAUCGUUUCGUUUUUCUGACUCUUUUAUACUUCGUCAAUCUCCCACCAAGACAUCAUUGUGUUUUUUUGACCGUCAUGAUGUGUCGCUUAGAGUUUAUUUAAUCUUCGCUUUUGCCCUCUGUCUUUCUCUCUAAACAAUUGGUCUCCUCACUCUUGUAUCCCAUUUAUUGAGGCAGGUAUCUUAUAGAAUCUUAUAGCUAUUUCUCUUCACUGUGUCUUUUUACUGUGUUACAUAAUUAUACAACUGACUUCUAAUUGAAGAUUUUAAUAAGUGACUCAAUUAUUUUAUAUUAAUAACUGACUCGAUGAUAAUAAUGAUAAUAGUAUUAAUGGGUAGUAUUAUACAGCACUAAAAGUACAUCAUGUGAACUAUAAUUUUUACACAGAGAUGCACACAAAGAACUUGUAAGUGAUAUUAUUGCACAUUGGUGUGUAGCUAGUGGGCUAAGGGUUUAAAAAUCACUGAUACUAAUCGACUGAGAAAUGGUUAAAAUCACACUGAACUGGGUAGAGUUUCUGUCAUGGCUCCAGGUCAAUAUUAUAGUGGUUUGACUAUGGAAGAGGGCGUGUCCACUCGGUGCCGGUAGUGAAGUGCAGCUGCUGCAGUGCAGUGUUGGGCAUGGUAAUGCUCACCCCACCUGCUCUUGUCCCGCCCUGCUGGGUGUUGGGCAUGGUAGAGCAGUCGGCGGUGAAAUAGGAGUGGUGGUGGUGAUGGUGAUGACCGUUAUUGGUGGCAGUUGGAUGGUGGUACGGAGAAGGGGAGGAGGAGGUGGUGGAGGAGGGGGGAGGUGUGAGGACUCUGGCCGCGGCAGCAGCUGCUGCGUUGGAGAAGUACGAGG
Molecule: messenger RNA, 2088 nt
Organism: Geodia barretti
Lineage: Eukaryota; Metazoa; Porifera; Demospongiae; Tetractinellida; Geodiidae
Source: the annotation of a GenBank genome assembly